GCUAGGCUAGGCUAGGCCUCCCAGGCCUUGUCCAUAAGCACUGUCCAUAAGCACUGUCUUCAAGACAAGAGGUCGUCGUGCUCCGAACGCGAGCCUCGAUACUUUUCCGCCGCGCAACACCGGCCCCAGACGCCAUACGCAGCGCUCGGUGCAGCGCUGCCACGCGCACGGUAGGACCGGAGCUAGCCAUGCGCCGCGCCGCUCUCCUCCUCUCCUGCGUCGUCGUGGGCGCCCUCGUGCCCGCGCCGCGGCAAGCCCUUCAAAAAACCAUACGGCCCUCGACGACGAUCGACGCGCCGACGCGCAAGCCAAAGCUGGCCGGCGGCGACCCCAAGAACAAGGAGAACACGGGCGGCGGCAAGGGCAAGCACGAGCUGCUGCUCUUUGACGACCCCGUGAACACGCGCGAGUACGUGAGCCGCGUGCUCUGCACCAAGGUCGCGCUGAGCGAGGGCGAGGCCUACGACUGCAUGAUGACGGCGCACCAGGCCGGCAUGGCCGUCGUCGGCGUCUACCAGUUCGAGGUCGCCGAGAACUACUGCACGCAGAUGAAGGAGUCGGGGCUGGUGGCGGCCGUGAAGCCCGUGGGCGACGGGAACGAGUAAAA
Pelagomonas calceolata is the source of this 607-nucleotide messenger RNA. The record is from the annotation of a GenBank genome assembly. Lineage: Eukaryota; Pelagophyceae; Pelagomonadales; Pelagomonadaceae.